CUUCGCUAGGUGCCUGAAAAUCGAAGUACCUUGAGCUACCCGUACAUGAUAAACCCACGACGCCCAUAUCUACCCGCGGCGCCUCCCGACCUCGAAACCCUCGCUCCUCUCAAGACACAUCUCGCUGUAGGCACGCACCUCCAUCUACCCUGAGCUCGCUCGUCUUCCCAUUGCCUCUCCCGAAAGCUCACGCUCUCUCGUCCCCCAACACACAGUUCUCUUGCGAACCAAAUCCAACAUGGCGGAACAGACCAACAUCUUCACCAAGGACGCCCCGGCCCCUGUUGGUCCUUACUCCCAGGCCACCAAGACCCCCACGGCCAUCUACUGCUCCGGCCAGAUCCCCCUCAAGCCCGACGGCAGCAGGGUCGAGGGCUCCAUCGCCGACAAGACGCGCCAGUGCUGCGAGAACCUCGACGCCGUCCUCAAGGAGGCCGGCUCCUCCAUCCCCAAGGUCGUCAAGGUCAACAUCUUCAUCUCCGACAUGGGCCACUUUGCCGAGAUGAACUCUGUCUACGAGCAGUUCUUCACUCACAAGCCUGCCCGCAGCUGCGUCGCCGUCAAGACCCUCCCCAAGAACGUCGACGUCGAGAUUGAGGCUGUCGCCCUGCCCUAGGUCUGAACGCCGCGGACACCGCUAGGCAGAUGCAGGGGAUGAAGAGUUGAAACAUAAUUUAGAUGCAGACAACGUAAAUUGAUGAGUCGAGCUCUUAUGAC
Purpureocillium takamizusanense is the source of this 717-nucleotide messenger RNA. RefSeq lists its product as uncharacterized. The coding region runs from base 239 to 616 and encodes 125 amino acids. Gene Ontology annotation, cellular component: mitochondrion; cytosol. Gene Ontology annotation, molecular function: deaminase activity. Lineage: Eukaryota; Fungi; Ascomycota; Sordariomycetes; Hypocreales; Ophiocordycipitaceae. The record is from RefSeq and is a predicted model, not a curated record. The transcript is spliced from 5 exons.